Apodemus sylvaticus (European woodmouse) is the source of this 5064-nucleotide messenger RNA. It is a transcript of the gene Znf800, whose product is annotated as zinc finger protein 800. The record is from RefSeq and is a predicted model, not a curated record. NCBI's taxonomy places the organism in Eukaryota, Metazoa, Chordata, Mammalia, Rodentia, Muridae. The transcript is spliced from 6 exons. The coding region runs from base 151 to 2298 and encodes 715 amino acids.
CGCUCGGGCUGUCCAGGGAAGGGGCGGCCGAGAAAGAACGGGACUGACUUCCAUAAAGUUUCCCGAAGCAUCUGCUACCCGAAAGGCCCCAGCCAAGCCGCGAUGAAGAGCUUCUCACAGUGAAAGGAAAAUAGGUCGUACCCAUUAAAAAUGCCUUUGAGGGACAAAUACUGUCAAACUGACCACCAUCAUCACGGAUGCUGCGAACCAGUUUAUAUCCUGGAGCCUGGAGAUCCUCCUUUAUUACAGCAACCAGUACAGACAUCCAAAUCUGGUAUUCAGCAAAUAAUUGAGUGCUUUCGAUCAGGAACCAAACAACUUAAACAUAUUUUAUUAAAAGAUGUGGACACUAUUUUUGAAUGUAAAUUAUGCCGUAGUCUCUUUAGAGGAUUACCAAAUUUAAUUACCCAUAAAAAGUUUUACUGCCCACCAAGUCUCCAAAUGGAUGACAAUCUUCCUGAUGUGAAUGAUAAACAAAGCCAAGCCAUAAGCGAUCUCCUAGAAGCCAUAUAUCCAAGAGUGGACAAGAGAGAAUAUAUUAUUAAGCUAGAACCCAUAGAAACCAACCAAAAUGCAGUGUUUCAAUAUAUUUCAAGGACUGAUAAUCCUGCUGAAGUGACAGAGACAAGCAGUACCCCUGAACAAACUGAAGUUCAAAUACAGGAGACAAGCUCGGAACAGCAGAAAGCAGUUCCCGAUGCAGAUACAGAAGUGGUGGAGGCCAUAGAGCCUCCUCCGGUAGAGACUGUUGUAGAUGAAGCCACAGCUCCUGCUCAGGAGCAACCUCAGGAAUCACAGGCUGACGUGGAGACAUCUGACAGUUCUGACCUUGGUCACCAGUUGAUAUGUUGUCUUUGUAGAAAAGAAUUCAAUUCUAGACGAGGUGUCCGUCGUCACAUUCGAAAAGUACACAAGAAAAAGAUGGAAGAACUAAAAAAGUACAUUGAAACACGGAAGACUCCAAACCAGUCCUCAAAAGGACGCAGUAAGAGUGCUCUGGUUUCAUUAAGUAGGAGUUGUCCAGUUUGUUGUAAAUCAUUUGCUACAAAAGCAAAUGUAAGGAGGCAUUUUGAUGAAGUUCACCGAGGACUAAGGAGGGAUUCAAUUACUCCUGAUAUAGCAACAAAGCCUGGGCAACCUUUGUUUCUGGAUUCCACUUCUCCUAAAAAAUCUUUUAAGACUCGAAAACAAAAGUCUUCAAAGGCUGAAUACAAUUUAACUGCAUGCAAAUGCCUCCUUUGCAAGAGGAAAUACAGUUCACAAAUAAUGCUUAAGAGACAUAUGCAAAUUGUUCACAAGAUAACUCUUUCUGGAGCAAACUCUAAAAGAGAGAAAGGCCCUAAUAAUACUGCCAACAGUUCAGAAGUAAAAGUUGAGUCAGCAGAUUCUGUAGAGUCUUCACCCCCUUCCAUUACCCAUUCUCCACAGAAUGAAAUAAAGGGAACAAAUCAUUCAAAUGAAAAAAAGAACACACCAGCAACACAGAAAAACAAAGUUAAACAGGACUCGGAAAGCCCAAAAUCAGCUAGUCCUUCGGCUGCAGGUGGCCAGCAAAAAACCAGGAAACCAAAACUUUCAGCUGGCUUUGACUUUAAGCAACUUUACUGUAAACUCUGUAAACGCCAAUUUACUUCCAAGCAGAACUUGACUAAACACAUUGAGUUGCACACAGAUGGAAAUAACAUUUAUGUUAAGUUCUACAAGUGUCCUCUCUGCACUUACGAAACUCGUCGGAAACGUGAUGUGAUAAGGCAUAUAACCGUGGUUCAUAAAAAGUCAUCUCGUUACCUUGGGAAAAUUACAGCCAGCUUAGAGAUCAGAGCUAUAAAAAAGCCUAUUGAUUUUGUUCUAAACAAAGUGGCAAAAAGAGGCCCUUCAAGGGAUGAAGCAAAACAUAAUGAUUCAAAACAUGAUGGCACUUCCAAUUCUCCUAGUAAGAAGUAUGAAGUAGCUGACGUCGGUAUUGAAGUGAAAGUCACAAAAAACUUUUCUCUUCACAGAUGCAAUAAAUGUGGAAAGGCAUUUGCCAAAAAGACUUACCUUGAACAUCAUAAGAAAACUCAUAAGGCAAAUGCUACCAAUUCACCCGAAGGAAACAAAACCAAAGGCCGAAGUACAAGAUCUAAGGCUCUUGUCUGCCUGGCGAAGCCGUCGCCCCGCAGCGCCGCCAUCCUGCGCCCGCCCGCGGGCGCCGUCACCACGCGCCAGGCCGCCUCCAGCUGCCGCGCCAAGCUCCGCGGCGCCGCCAGGGAGCGCCAGCACGCGGCGCGCGCCCUCGGCAGGUCAGCCGCCCCGUGACGGCGCCGGCGCCGCGCGCUCCCGAGGCCGCGCGCACCGCCAUACCUCCGGCGCCCUGGUCGUCUGCAGACCCAGCAUCCACCGGCCGCCUAGGCUUCGUCGCCGGUCGAGCUCCUCAGCCCGCCCCCGCUGCCGCGGCUUACCCUGCCUCUCGGGACGCCGGGUCACUCCUUGCUCCGAGCUACGCGUUUCUUCAGCCCGCCUGCAAAAUCCUGGCUUCUUUGAAAACUUCACCGCACACGAUUCGGUUUCCCUAUUUCUUGUAACGACUGUGUUCCCACUCAGAUUCUUUCCAUAAUUAGUUCUUCAAAGCCAGCGCUGUUUUCUUCAUUCAAUUCUCAUCAACCUCCACCUCCCAGUCCCAUCUGCCAGAAAAUUCUAAUUGUCCAGAUUCUCUGGGAUGGCUAACAAACCCAGAGUUGUAUCCUGCACAUCUGUAAUUGAACUCAAAUGUUAGGCUUUCCCCUUGCUGUAACUUCAUCUCCAAUAGCCCUUGCUCUCUGUGGAAUCAGCUCUUGUUUCCAAGGACCUAAGCUCAUCAUCCUUAGAAACUGGAUCCUCUCUAGACUAUUGUCGCUGGUGACCACAGGAAUGUGCCUUCCAUAUCUGCUCCGGGAAGGCUUGUUGGCUUAGCCCCUCUUGUUUUCCCAGGCCCUCUGCCCCUGGCUUUACACUGAGGUCUUAACUUCUCUUGGGCUAUUCCCAGGGACUGGUCACAGCUGAAGGAGCUGUGAUGGCCCAUUCAUGUGACAUACAUGGCCCCUCAACAAACUAUUUUGGGGUGGGGGCCCUUCAACUCUUGGCUGAAGCUUUCUUAGGACUCCGGGCUUCAGUCUGUAGCCCCUCUUGCCUUUCCUAGGUAUGUCAGAGCUGCGUUACGGCUUGAAGGCUCUCUUUUCUCUUCUCCUCUUUUGCUUUCUUUUCUUUCUCAGGUGUCCCCUCAACACAACUGCUGCACAGUGACCGUUGUCUUGGUGUCUGCUGCUAGGACCUGAACUGACACAUCAGACAUUCCAGUCUCUGACCACCUUCUUAUCCUGAGUUCUUUGUUCGUUGACCUCAUUUUUCUGCUAACGAGCAGGCCAUGUCUCGGAUCUUUUUCCUUGACUAGCCCAGAUUCCACAGUCCAUUCUUGUAAUCCUGCCUUGAAAUGCAGUUCUCUCAGCACUCUCAAACCUCAGUUUCUUCAAAAUUAUUUCCCUGGGAAAAAGAAAAAAAUCCAACCCCGGGUGUAGGUAACCUCUGUCUUGCCUGACUGUACGAUGGACCAUUUCCUUUAAGAAAAUCACGAAACCAACCAACCUGCGCUACUUCCAACAUAUUAUUGCAAAUCCUAAAUUGACGUUUUUUUUCCCAUGGUCAUCUCAGUCCCCCACUCCUAGACCUACUGUUUCUAUGCAUGCAUCUCCCCAGAAUGUGCCGUUUGUUUUUAUAUUUCCCUGAGAAAUAAGAAUUAUAGACAGAGCUCCUCAGCUUUCUACUACAGUACGUGGAAGGGAUCUUCUAUUUUGUGACUGUGAAAGGAGCCCCUUCUUUCAGUGCCCUGAGUCUCACUCCCUCUUGCUUUUUGAGUAACUUAAGGUUUUCUUUCUCUCUCUCCUGUUCCAUCAUUCUCCCCUGCCUCUUAUCAUUUGUAGUAAAGGGCAUCGCCAUUCAGCCAGUUUCUAUAGUUAGAAAUCUGAGGUUCAUCUUUGCUACUUUUAUGACAAGUUCCUUACAAAGCAGACCAUUUUAUAACUCUUUUUUUUUUUUUUUUUUUUUUUUUUUUUUUUUUUUUUUUUUUAGAAGGAGCUCUCCGCACAGCUCUGGUUGGCUUGGAACUCACUAUGUAGAACAGAUUAGCUCUGAAUUUAUAACGAUCUCCCUGCCUCUGCCUCCUAAGCCCUGGAAUUACAGGUGUGUACAAUCACGCCUGACUUUGUCUUUAAUUUGUCUCCUUCCAAAGUCAGUGCUAUGACCAACAUUUUUUCUUACUUGACGUCGGUCGGCUAAUCAUGCCUCCUCUCCCGGGUACCACUUUUGAUCUACUUUAGUACCUUUUUGAUAACCUGGUAAUAGUGACCUUUGUCAUCCAUUAAAUCAAAUAAACCCCUUACCGUGGCUCACAAAGCCCUGCCCCGUCUGACCCUUUUCUCUUCCUCUAACAGCCUCUGGACCCUUCUCUCACUGUUUACCGUGCAUGUCCACACAACAUGCCAAGCAGGAUCUUCUUUGUACCUCAGGGGGUAAUGAAUGCCACCAUCUCUAAGCUGCUUCUCAUGGCCACCUUCUCUCUCUCCAUCAAAAUCUGCCUUCUAGAUGGGAGCGAAGUUUUGAGAGGCCUGCCUGGAGUACCAUGUUGAGAUACUGAGUACCAUGAGUCAUGACCUCCCAAUCAUUUCCUCUCCCAGGUCUUUAUUUGUAAUCUUAUUUAUUUGUUGACUCUGUCUUAUCUCCAUUUUCCCAUGCCAGGAUGUAUGAAGGAAGAAACCGGGUGUGGAUGUCUGAAUUCUUCAAUGCUGCCUUCUCUGUCCAUAGCAGAUUUGGUGCAUAGAAGGCCCACAACAAAUGUCUGUAGAAGGAGUACAUGGAUACACAGGCAAACUUCUCUGUUGGGAAUUCGCUUUCUAUUGAUGUAGUAAAAGCUGUUUAUAUAUUAAAACCACUAAUCAUUUGUUUAUUCUGUCUGUUGCAGACAUUUCCUCCCCAAUUUGUGCCAUUUUAAUUCUUAAUGUCUGUGAUGUACAGAAAUACUGUAUUUUCACAACAAUAAAUACCUUUUAUGAA